Erythranthe guttata (spotted monkey flower) is the source of this 1555-nucleotide messenger RNA. The record is from RefSeq and is a predicted model, not a curated record. NCBI's taxonomy places the organism in Eukaryota, Viridiplantae, Streptophyta, Magnoliopsida, Lamiales, Phrymaceae.
UACCGUUUAAUUAGUGAUUUUAUUUUCACGAAUUUCUUACACUCUGUCCCGGUUUGUUGAGUGCUGAAUGCAUUAGUAUGCCUUCGCGUGUAAACUUAUCUUAUUUUUUAUUUCAUAACCAGAGUGCUGAAUGCAUUGGGAUUGGGCAAGUAUUCAAUAAACUGGUGACGGAGAUCGGAAGUCCAGUUGAUUUUGAACUUCCCCAAUCAUUAAAUAAAUGGAAACCUACUUCUUAUUCAUUUAUCAGGCGCAAUGUGUAUCUAGCUAAGAAGACGAAAAGGCGUUUGGGGGAUGAUGGAAUCUUUUGUUCCUGCAGCUCGUCACCUGGAUCUUCUGGUGUUUGUGGUAGAGAUUGCCUUUGCGAUGUGUUGAUGUCUAGCUGCUCUUCGGCCUGUAAAUGUGGGAGCUCAUGUCUGAAUAAGCCAUUUCAUCGGAGGCCUGUGAAGCAGAUCAAAACCGUGCAGACUGAGAAAUGCGGAAUGGGUAUAGUGGCAGAAGAAGACAUCAGGAAAGGAGAAUUUGUGAUAGAAUAUGUCGGAGAAGUUAUUGAUGAUAUAACAUGCGAGGAAAGACUCUGGAAAAUGAAACACAAGGGAGAAACAAAUUUUUACCUCUGUGAAAUCAAUCGAGACAUGGUUAUCGAUGCCACUUAUAAGGGAAACAAGUCUAGAUACAUUAAUCACAGUUGCUGUCCCAAUACCGAGAUGCAGAAAUGGAUGAUUGGUGGUGAAACAAGAAUCGGAAUAUUUGCCACCUGUGAUAUUAAGAAGGGCGAGCAUCUGACCUAUGAUUAUAAGUUUGUGCAAUUUGGAGCAGAUCAAGAUUGCUACUGUGGUGCUGCAGGUUGCCGAAAGAAGUUAGGAGUUAAACCAAAAAAUCAUGCUUCGGAUGCUGCACUGAAAGUAGUAACAUGUCAAGUGGCUGCAAACUCUCCGAAAGCGAAAGCAGUUAUAUCAAAUAAACCUGUAUAUAUGAAUGGAGUUCCUGGUGUAGGAGGUUUAAGGAACAAUUCUUCUCAAAGAAAAAAGAAGCGCCGGAAUUGCAUCGGUUCAGUAAUAAGAAUUUUUCACAUUCCAGAUAAUAGGUCCUUUGGGAUAAUAAGACACUUUGACAACACCAGGAGAAAACAUUUGAUUAUGUUUGAAGACGGAGAUUCCGACUUUCUAGACUUGUCGAAAGAAGAAUGGGAAUUUUGUCAUUGUUAAAUACAUUGUCAGGUGUGAGGAAGAUGUGCUAUAUAAUGUUUACAGUGAAUGGAGGAGGAUUAAUAUUACCUAUAGAUUUCUUAUUUUUUGCCAAUAAUUUUUUGGGCAAUACAUAUGUGAUAUAUUGUAAUUCUUUAUUUCGUUUUAUUUUGUGUUCAAUUUGUAAUAGCAAUCUACAAGUGUAAUCUAUAUAAUAAAUAAAAUGGUUAAAUACAGUUUACACCCAUAAAAUAUAUGGUGGUAACAUUUAAUCUUUAAAGUUACAAAUGUAAAAUUUACCUCUCCAUUAAUGUAUUUGGUGGAAAGACUUUGAGUUUAAAUGAUGCGGCAUUUUUCUUUCUCAAUAUAUA